AUGGGUCAAGCAAUCGGGACCCUGUUGCCAUUGCGACUGUUGCCAUUACGGCUGAGACUCUGGCUCGGCAAUUUGCUCUUUCGUCCUCUUGGUGAUUCUACAGUAAGAGUAAGCUGGCAUCGCGUCAUCAAGGGACCAUGCGACCCUCCAGAGGUGGAGGCCAUGCAAUUUGUGGCUCAGCAUACCCGCAUUCCAAUUCCUAGGAUUCACGCUAUUCACACUGAAAAAGAGACUGGCUGUAUCUUUAUCGAGAUGGAGUAUGUUAAGGGCGAGCCACUAGAGAGCGCCUGGGAUCACUUGUCAACAGGCGAAAGAGAUGCCAUCUUCGCCGAUAUCAAAACGCAUAUUUCUUGUCUUCGCGAGCUCCAACCCCCAGCACAAAACACAGUUUCGUCCGCUUUUUCAAAUCCGAGUUUUGACGGCCGGAUCGGAGCUCGAUAUUUCGGCCCUAUGAACCAUACCGAGUUCCUUUCAUUGACACGGGGUCAUUUACGCAUGGAAGACGUUGCAGAAUUCCUUGGUCAAGAGGUGGCUAAAGUGCACACAAGUCGCUAUCAGACACACUUUACCCACGCAGAUUUAAACCCAAGAAACAUUCUUGUGAGGCAUGGGCGUGUUGCUGUGAUACUUGACUGGGCAUAUUCGGGAUGGUAUCCCGAAUAUUGGGAGUUCACCAAAGCGCACUACAGCUAUUUGAAUUUCCCAGAAGAAGAUUGGGAGAAGUACCUCCGUCUCGCUCUCCCCUCUUACGAAACAGAGCUUGCGGCAGAACGAAUUCUAUGGAGGAGAUUGCCGGAGCCGGGCACCCCGGCUACAUCGUACCGCGAUGGAGUCAACUACGAACGUCCAGGUUCUGAUCCCUCGGCAACUUGGCUGGGUGAAAGAGCAGGUCGUCAGCAAACAGACUUGUGGUCUUUGGUCCUGUAG
Fusarium coffeatum is the source of this 927-nucleotide messenger RNA. RefSeq lists its product as uncharacterized. The record is from RefSeq and is a predicted model, not a curated record. The coding region runs from base 1 to 927 and encodes 308 amino acids. The transcript has a single exon. NCBI's taxonomy places the organism in Eukaryota, Fungi, Ascomycota, Sordariomycetes, Hypocreales, Nectriaceae.